GGCCGGUGGUGGAAAUGCUGAGUGAGCUGAUUGUGUACGGCAUGGGCCACGCACCCUCCAGACGCAACACUGCUGAUAUCAUCAUGCCAACCAACGACUCUGCAGUUCUCGAGAGGCUCAAUAAGUGGCGGAACGUGGACGUGCAGGUGUGGGUGAAGAGCACAUUCGGUCGGGUGGCCUUUGAACCCCCCACCAACGCCAUCUCCUUCCAGAUGCUUCCGUACAGCCAGGCGUGGCACGCCAUGGCGCAUCGAGCCAUGGCCCGCCUGCCCCAACGGUACAUUGCGGUGCACUACCGCUCUGAGUUCAUCGCCUUCCACCUCCUGCACAAGCUAGUGCAACGAGGCUUCAAGGCGGAGGCAGGCGUGCUGGAGGCGCUGAUGGCGGGGUGCAUGGAGGCGGCGCGCGACGUGAUCAACGGCAUGAAGCGCCGCCACAACAUCUCGGCCGUCUUCAUCGCCGCUGACGUGCCGUUUGACGACCAGGCGGGCAGCGUGGUGCGGUCGGACUCGUGGAGGGAGACCACGUGGAAGUUCCAAGGCCAGGACAGGGUGCUGCAGGCCCCAAGGGAGAAGCUGCGAUGGUUGAGGGAGCAGGUGGCGGGCACAGUGAUGGUGGACGAGCUCUUGCCUGCUGUCAACCAGUAUGACCCCGGCAUUGUGGCCAUAUUGGACAAGCUGCUGUGCGCACAUGCACACGUGUUCCUGGCUGGGAGCAUCAUGUGUGGGGGAAGCCGUGGUUUUGAGGAGGACAUCACAACCCACAGGGUUCACUUCAACAAGACUAUCUUCCACAGAUGGGUCUUACAGACAGACAAGCUACUACAGCACACAAAUGCAAGCUCUGCAGCCUCUCCCGCACCUCUGCCAUGUCAGCAGCCUCUCCCGCACCUCUGCCAUGUCAGCAGCCUCUCCCGCACCUCUGCCAUGUCAGCAGCCUCUCCCGCACCUCUGCCAUGUCAGCAGCCUCUCCCGCAUCUCUGCCAUGUCAGCAGCCUCUCCCGCACCUCUGCCAUGUCAGCAGCCUCUCCCGCACCUCUGCCAUGUCAGCAGCCUCUCCCGCACCUCUGCCAUGUCAGCAGCCUCUCCCGCACCUCUGCCAUGUCAGCAGCCUCUCCCGCACCUCUGCCAUGUCAGCAGCCUCUCCCGCACCUCUGCCAUGUCAGCAGCCUCUCCCGCAUCUCUGCCAUGUCAGCAGCCUCUCCCGCACCUCUGCCAUGUCAGCAGCCUCUCCCGCACCUCUGCCAUGUCAGCAGCCUCUCCCGCACCUCUGCCAUGUCAGCAGCCUCUCCCGCACCUCUGCCAUGUCAGCAGCCUCUCCCGCACCUCUGCCAUGUCAGCAGCCUCUCCCGCAUCUCUGCCAUGUCAGCAGCCUCUCCCGCACCUCUGCCAUGUCAGCAGCCUCUCCCGCACCUCUGCCAUGUCAGCAGCCUCUCCCGCACCUCUGCCAUGUCAGCAGCCUCUCCCGCACCUCUGCCAUGUCAGCAGCCUCUCCCGCACCUCUGCCAUGUCAGCAGCCUCUCCCGCACCUCUGCCAUGUCAGCAGCCUCUCCCGCAUCUCUGCCAUGUCAGCAGCCUCUCCCGCACCUCUGCCAUGUCAGCAGCCUCUCCCGCACCUCUGCCAUGUCAGCAGCCUCUCCCGCACCUCUGCCAUGUCAGCAGCCUCUCCCGCAUCUCUGCCAUGUCAGCAGCCUCUCCCGCACCUCUGCCAUGUCAGCAGCCUCUCCCGCACCUCUGCCAUGUCAGCAGCCUCUCCCGCACCUCUGCCAUGUCAGCAGCCUCUCCCGCACCUCUGCCAUGUCAGCAGCCUCUCCCGCACCUCUGCCAUGUCAGCAGCCUCUCCCGCACCUCUGCCAUGUCAGCAGCCUCUCCCGCAUCUCUGCCAUGUCAGCAGCCUCUCCCGCACCUCUGCCAUGUCAGCAGCCUCUCCCGCAUCUCUGCCAUGUCAGCAGCCUCUCCCGCACCUCUGCCAUGUCAGCAGCAUCUCCCGUGCCGCUGUAG
Closterium sp. Yama58-4 is the source of this 2000-nucleotide messenger RNA. The record is from the annotation of a GenBank genome assembly. NCBI's taxonomy places the organism in Eukaryota, Viridiplantae, Streptophyta, Zygnematophyceae, Desmidiales, Closteriaceae.